AUGCGUUUCAAUAUCCUCAGCCUCCUCCUGGCCGGAGUCACUGCCACCUCCGCCGCCACCACCACCUCCGCAGCAAGCUCAGCCGCAACCUGCGCGCCCUCAGCUUCCGAUGCAAAGCUCCUCCAAUUCGCCCUGGGUGUCUCCGACUUCAUUGGUAGCUUCUACAACUCCACCGUGAACAGCACUUUCGGCAGCACCAACAACGCCACCCUCCAAGCCUACCAGAGGAUCCUCUUCGGACUCGAGAGGGAUAACACUCUAUCCAGCGCUGCCAUCGAGAAAGUCGGUGCCAAAGCCCCUGGCUUCUCUAAGCCCUCGUGCGACUACACGUUCCCCGAGGUCUCCAGCACCCAGACUUGGGCACAGUGGGCCUACCGCUUCGAGGAUACCGCCACUGGUGCCUUCAUCGGUCUUGCCGGCUACACCGAGUCCCCUGAGGUUUCUUUCCUCUUGGCUCGUCUGGCUGCCGAGCACAGCGCCCACUCUGCCAUCAUUGGUAGCCGUGUGAACUCGACCUACUUUGCCCAGAACUCUACUUCUCUUGUGUCAGCUUACGGCCCCACCCAGAUCUUGUCCUCUCGCAACGAGACUGGUAGCCUCGGCCAGUAUCUUGGUGGAUGUCUCACUGCUCCCACUAGCCCUUGUGGCGUCCUGCGGAUUGGCCCCUUGGCUGCUACUCCCUCCUCUUCCGGUGUGGCGAGCAGCACCGGCUUGGCUACUUCUGCUGCCAAGAAGAACUAA
Molecule: messenger RNA, 741 nt
Organism: Penicillium expansum
Lineage: Eukaryota; Fungi; Ascomycota; Eurotiomycetes; Eurotiales; Aspergillaceae
Exons: 1
Coding region: 1-741 (246 amino acids)
Source: RefSeq, a predicted model, not a curated record